AUGGCGUCAAGGGCGCGGGCUGUCUUGCUCGCCAUCGUUUUCCUCUUCCUGGUGUAUCAAGUUGCCGCAGUGAUUCUCGAGAAGGAUAACGUCUCUAUCGGCCAGCUUACCCCUGGAGAGAUCGAGGAGAAGUUGCAGGAGUGCCCCUUGGUCCAGUCCCUGAACGCCCACAAAGUCUCCACGCACCCGCAAACCUCCAGCGUCACCUCCCGCGUCUUCUCCGUCCUCUUCCCCGGCUCGCCUGCCGUCAAUGCGCUCCUCGCAACACUUUACAUAUCUGGCCCGCCGAACUUCCUGCUCGCGCUAUGCCCCCCAAACAUCGAUCCCUCCUCGCUGAGCGUCAUGGUAGCCUUCGCCGUGGGCGGGCUUUUGGGAGACACGCUUUUCCAUCUCCUGCCUGAGAUCUUCCUUGGAGAGGUUGAGCCGGACCGCGUCAAGUUCGUCAUGGUUGAACCGAACAAGAACCUCCUGUUAGGUGUGGCCAUCAUGGUGGGCUUCGUGACGUUUGUGGCUAUGGACAAGGGGCUGAGGAUAGCGACGGGGGGCAACGGCGGGCACGAUCAUGGGCAUGGGCAUGCGCACGGCAAGAUCGAGGGAGGAGAGAAGGCCGCGGCGAGUGCUGUCGCUAGCGGGUCUGAAGUCAGAGCCAAGCAAGAGGCCGCUCGCCAGCGAAAGCCAAAUGGCACCACCACCGCCCCAGAGCCGACCUCAAUCGCAGAAAAAGAAGUCAACGCUUCAGUAAAACUAGGCGGCUACCUCAACCUGAUAGCAGACUUUACCCACAACAUCACAGACGGGCUUGCGUUGUCGUCCUCUUUCUACGCCUCGCCAACCAUCGGCGCCACCACGACCGUUGCAGUUUUCUUCCACGAGAUACCGCACGAGGUCGGCGACUUUGCUCUCCUCGUCCAGAGCGGCUUCAGUAAGCGGAAAGCAAUGGGCGCCCAGUUCCUGACCGCUGUCGGCGCUUUCCUCGGCACAUGCAUCGGUAUUGCGGUGCAGGAGUUUGGCGGCUCGAGUAGCGGUCUUGGGGCUGAGGUUCACGGUCCGGGCUUGUUUGGAACCAGUCUGCAGUGGGGCGAUAUGUUGCUACCAUUCACGGCAGGGACGUUUUUGUAUGUGGGCACGGUCGCGGUCAUUCCGGAGAUGCUGGAGACGGGCCCGGAAAAAGGUAAGGAGUUUAGGAAGACGCUGACGCAGUUCUCUGCUAUGGCUGCUGGGGCGGGGAUUAUGCUUGCGUACGUAAUCCCUCCUUGUACCCAAGAUACUUGA
Coniosporium apollinis CBS 100218 is the source of this 1272-nucleotide messenger RNA. RefSeq lists its product as uncharacterized. The transcript is spliced from 3 exons. The coding region runs from base 1 to 1272 and encodes 423 amino acids. The record is from RefSeq and is a predicted model, not a curated record. Gene Ontology annotation, biological process: intracellular zinc ion homeostasis; zinc ion transmembrane transport. Lineage: Eukaryota; Fungi; Ascomycota; Dothideomycetes. Gene Ontology annotation, cellular component: membrane. Gene Ontology annotation, molecular function: zinc ion transmembrane transporter activity.